GUGGCACGUUCGGCCAAUUCCUAACCCUUACUUACACUUACUUACCUACCCUCUCACCCAUUGUCACGGGUUUGGAACUUGAGACAUCAUGAGCAACCAGGGAGAUCCUGUUCCUAGUAGGCUGGAAUAUGACGACACCUCUGUUGAGCCUCCACCUGAUGGGGGCUACGGUUGGGUUGUCGUCGGCUCGUGUUUUACCCUCAACUGUUUCUCUUGGGGAGUGACAGCGUCUUUUGGGAUCUACCUUUCCGAAUAUAUGUCUUCAGGAAUGUUUCCAGAAGCGAGACCCUUGGAAUAUGGAUUCAUCGGCGGCCUGAACUUCACCAUGGCCGUGCUCCUCGCCCCAUUGGCGACUUUGCUGGCUCGCAGAUUCGGCGUGCAUGCUGUCAUGCUUUCAGGGAGUCUAUUGCAGAGCAUCGGCUACGUGGCAGCCUCGUUUGCCUCGCGUGCCUGGCAUCUUUACCUCUCACAAGGUCUUCUUGUUGGCUGCGGCAUUGGUUUCAUCAUGAUACCGAGCACGGCUGUCCUCUCCCAAUGGUUCGUCAAGAAGCGCAGCGUCGUCAAUGGCAUUAGUUCUGCCGGCUCUGGAAUUGGAGGAGCCGUCUUCGCGUGGGGUUCGGCAGCGAUGAUACAACGCUAUGGUCUGCCUUGGGCGCUUCGUAUGACAGGGCUUGUCACUGUUGCAGCUACUGCCAUUGCUGCGCUCCUCAUCCGGGACAGGAACCACCACAUCAACCCGACCCAGAUUGCCCUUGACUUCAAGCUUCUCCGCCAGGAGGCAGUCGCCUUACUCCUGUUGUGGGCGUUCGUUAGCAUGUUCGGGUAUAUUGCCCUGCUCUUCUCUCUGUCCGACUUCGCGAUAGAGGUAGGGCUCUCGCGCGACCAGGCGACCGAUAUCGUGGGCUUCUUAAAUAUCGGGACGGCGGUAGGCAGGCCGAUUAUUGGUCUGGUCAGCGAUCGUGUGUCCAGGGUAAAGACUGCAGGUACACUCACAUUCGCAUGUGGUGUCAUAUGCUUUGCCCUCUGGAUUCCGGCCACCUCCUUCGGCCUGAUGAUAUUCUUCUCCGUUGUAUGUGGCGCAAUCCUCGGGAUUUUCUGGAUGACUAUCGGUCCUUUGUGUGUGGAAGUUGCUGGUCUCAGAAACCUUCAAUCCUUGCUAUCUCUGUCCUGGGCCACAAUUGCGAUCCCGACUGCCUCGGCCGAGGUGAUAACCUUGCGUCUGCGGGAAAUACCGGCCCCUCGGCCAUAUCUGUAUGCUCAAAUCUUCGCCGGCCUCUCCUACAUCAUAGCCAGUGGGUUUAUGCUCGUACUAUGGCGUGUGCUUCGCCGAAGAGAAACAGGAGCUUGA
Phialemonium atrogriseum is the source of this 1348-nucleotide messenger RNA. RefSeq names its product MFS general substrate transporter. The transcript is spliced from 4 exons. The record is from RefSeq and is a predicted model, not a curated record. Gene Ontology annotation, molecular function: transmembrane transporter activity. NCBI's taxonomy places the organism in Eukaryota, Fungi, Ascomycota, Sordariomycetes, Cephalothecales, Cephalothecaceae. Gene Ontology annotation, biological process: transmembrane transport. The coding region runs from base 89 to 1348 and encodes 419 amino acids. Gene Ontology annotation, cellular component: membrane.